AUGGCGCAGUCGGCCAUUCGAAUCGACACCGAUAUUCAUGGAACCAAACGAGGAUUACCACACGAUGGGUCUGAAGGAUCGGAUUAUUUGGCCGUAGCGGAUGAGGAUCAGGUAGAUACGCAGACAACGACGAUUCCAGGGCUGCCGCCGUUCUUGAACCUUCCAUAUACAGAAAUACGAAAGAAAUUCGAAGAUCUUGAAUGGCUACAACGCUCCCGGAUUGCGGAAGGAGCAAUGUCCAAAGACCCUUCGCAUAGAUGGGCUAUCGACACAAGUCCGGAAGUCAAGGCACGAAAUCGUUACCAAAAUGUUCAAGCUUGGGCAAAUUCACGCAUCCGAUUAAAGGUUCCGGAGGGGGAGUGCGACUUUAUCAAUGCAUCUCCUAUCACACUCAAGGAUUCCCGAACGGGCGAUGAGACGAGGUAUAUUGCUACGCAGGGCCCGAAAGUCGGCGUUCACUUGGCGCAUUUUUGGCAUAUGGUGUUCCACGAAAGCGCAGAUGUGGCAGUAAUCGUUAUGUUAACGCAGACGGUCGAGGCCGGAAGAGAGAAAUGUGCGCAAUACUUCCCAUUAGACGAGGACGAUGCUGUGAUGAACUUUCCGGCGGAAACGGACGACUCUUUAGCCAGUGAUCAGGAUACCCAAGAGGAAGAAGAGGAGGAACAGGAAAAAGAAAUAGAAGGCACUUCAGAGAUAUCCGGAAGUAUCACGCUUCGCGAACAUUACUUUGAUGAGGCAUGCCGAUCUGAGAUCCGGAAAUUGGAACUCCAAAUAGGCAAUGAAAGCAAGGUUGUAUGGCAUUUUCUGUUUGCUGGAUGGGCGGAUUACUCGAAACCCGAAGGAGAAGAACGUGACGCACUUCUCCAACUCUUACAGCGCACAGCUGAAAGAUCGUCAUCGGAGAAUCCUCGCAUAGUCCAUUGCAGUGCCGGGGUUGGCCGUACUGGCACUUUCAUUGCCCUUGACCACCUGUUACGAGAGCUAGACUCUGGCGAACUACUGAGUCCCAAAUCUGCCAACGAAGACCCAAUCUAUGAAACGGUCAACCAAUUACGAGAGCAGCGAAUGAUGAUGGUCUACAAUGAAAUGCAAUUGCAAUUCAUCUACGAAGUCAUUCGAGAACAAAGCAUCCGUAAGCUAGGAGGCUCACUAGAUGACGAGAUGGCUCUGGAUCUGCGGUCGCCGAAAGUUGCACGAUUGUCAUCGAACGAGAACUAUACGGUUUCGGACAAGCCAGAAUUGGAGCCUGAAACCAAGGAAGAUACUCUGGCCACAGAAAGCCCCGAGCAAUCUCCAGCGGUUUCGGAUGACGAAUAA
Molecule: messenger RNA, 1317 nt
Organism: Talaromyces marneffei
Lineage: Eukaryota; Fungi; Ascomycota; Eurotiomycetes; Eurotiales; Trichocomaceae
Exons: 3
Coding region: 1-1317 (438 amino acids)
Biological process (GO): protein dephosphorylation
Molecular function (GO): protein tyrosine phosphatase activity
Source: RefSeq, a predicted model, not a curated record